ACUGAUGAUGACGUCCCCCCCACGGCUCUUGUAGCCAUAGCAGCCGAACACGACAACGGUCGUAAACACACAAAAAAACGGAUUCCAGAAAUAUUUUUCUCACUGAAGAGAUCUUUACAAAGGAAUACUACCUUUACUUUUGUUGUUGUUUUGUUUUACCUGACAACGCCGGCUGUACGUAAAACUAGCUAAGGUCGCUAAGCAGCGCCUAAAUUGUAUCCUAGCUAGGUUCGCUAACUAACAUUAGCUAGCUGCAUUGUAUGCUAGCUAGGUUCGCUAACUGACGUUAGCUAGCUACAUUGUAUUGCUAGGUUAGCUUAGCGUGUUAACAUUGUCUAGCCGCUAUCUUUUGCAGUUUGUGAAAAAUACUAAACAUAAUAGUUUGCUAGUGUAGUUUAGCAAGGAAACUUACCUGCUAAUGUUAUUAGCUAGUUCUAGCUAACGUUACAAGCUGGCCAAUAUUUUAUAUUGCUUUUAAAUAGUUAGGAUUUAAAAAAAAAUAUUAUUAACACUUUGUUCUAGCUAGCUAUUUGUGUAGGUAGAUAAAGUAAACACAAUGAUAUAGUUAGAGAAACAACAAGUACACUCACUAGUACUAGCUGUGGCUAGUGUUUUUUGACAAUCCGACGAGCGUCUGCUAAAUGACUUAAAUGUAAAUGAAAUGAUGUCAAAGAAUGACACUUUUAUUGGCCCCUAGGCCUAACUCAUGCAGCUGUAUGGUGAUAAUGAGCUGAAAUGCCGACUAGAGGCAUUUGAUCCAUUCAGAAUCGCUGCUACAUGAAUCUUUUCCGACAAUUAUCUGAGUUUGGACAGCAAUGUUUAGUCUGAUGGCGAAUUGUUGCAACUGGUUGAAACGCUGGCGGCAGCCCGCAAGGAAAAUAACACUGGUGAUGGUUGGACUUGACAACGCUGGGAAGACUGCUACAGUACGCGGGAUCCAGGGAGAGAGCCCAGAGGACGUGGCCCCUACGGUAGGGUUCUCCAAGGUGGAUCUGAAGCAGGGGAAGUUUGAGGUCACCAUCUUUGACCUGGGCGGAGGGAAGAGGAUCAGGGGCAUCUGGAAGAACUACUACAGCGAGUCCUACGGGGUGGUGUUCGUGGUGGACUCCAGUGAUGUUCAGAGGAUCCAGGAGACCAGGGACACCAUGGCCGAGGUCCUCCGACACCCUCGCAUCUCUGGGAAACCUGUCCUAGUAUUGGCUAACAAGCAGGAUCGGGACGGGGCAUUGGCUGAGGCAGACAUCAUUGAGAACCUGUCAUUGGAGAAGCUAGUGAACGAGAACAAGUGUCUCUGUCAGAUCGAGCCGUGUUCUGCUGUUCUGGGCUACGGUAAGAAGGGGGACAAGUCCAUCAGGAACGGACUCAACUGGCUGCUGAACAACAUCGCCAAAGACUACGAAGCCAUCUCUGAACGCGUCCAGAAGGACACGGCCGAACAGAGGGCUCAGGAGGAACAGGAGAAGAGAGAGAGACAGGAGAGAGUACGAAGGAUACGGGAGGAGAGAGACCGUCAGGAGAAAGAGGAGGCGGAGAGGGAGGGUCGGACACUGCAUGAGGAGGAGGAGACCGACGACGCCGCCGUACACAGCCCCUUCCAGCCAAUCGGCAACGUCAUCAAUGAGAAUGAAGACAAGCUGAAGAAGAGACCGACAGGAGGGCAGGUGGGUGGUGCCAACGAUGCUAGAGAAGGAGGGCAGGAAGAGGAAGAGGAGGAGGAGGAGGAAGAGGACAGCGAGAGACAGACUCCAGAGAGCGGUGCAGCCUCAGUGGAGCGGACGAAGAAGAAGACGAGUAAACUGAGACUGAAGAGGAAACACAGAGUGGAUCCUCUGAGGACGGAGGAGACAGCAGCCCCCGAGAGCCCCACACCUCCACCACUACCUGUUGGAUGGGCUACUCCCAAAAUGUCUAGGCUUCCCAAGCUGGAGCCUCUUGGCGAUAGGAGUCGAUCCGAGUUCUUCGGCAAGCCCCUCCCUCCCGUGGCCAACCGUCAACAACAACCUAACAGCGACACUCAUGAUGUCAUAUCCUAGCCCCUCCCCUCCACCGGGCUCCUCCUUCCUUACCUGAUUGGUUUAUCCCAUCCCCAAGCCCAACCUUCAAUUCAAACAACAUUAUUUGUCCUCUUCAGGCAUUUCUAUUAGGCUUUGACCUGACACCUCACCACCAAAAAAAAAAUGACAGUUUCUUUGGUUUCUUUUCAAAGUACGUGCUGUGUAGAGGUCUACAGACUCCACCACCAGCCGAGAUGAUGCUCCCAAGACCAAGGAGCCACCGCCACCGUCGGCCCACGAGCUCACAGGACUACGAUGGUGGAGCGGACUGUCCAACCCUGGAGAGAGACUGGGUGGGCCCUGGAGAGAGAGGGAGGGUGACUGGGUGGGCCCUGGAGAGAGAGAGGGAGAGUGACUGGGUGGGCCCUGGAGAGAGAGA
Messenger RNA from Oncorhynchus nerka (sockeye salmon), 2433 nucleotides. RefSeq names its product ADP-ribosylation factor-like 13b (gene arl13b). The record is from RefSeq and is a predicted model, not a curated record. The transcript is spliced from 10 exons. The coding region runs from base 816 to 2033 and encodes 405 amino acids. Gene Ontology annotation, cellular component: ciliary membrane; non-motile cilium; motile cilium. NCBI's taxonomy places the organism in Eukaryota, Metazoa, Chordata, Actinopteri, Salmoniformes, Salmonidae. Gene Ontology annotation, molecular function: GTP binding; GTPase activity. Gene Ontology annotation, biological process: receptor localization to non-motile cilium; non-motile cilium assembly.